CUGCCACUAGUACCCAACAACCACCGCGGGGACCCCUUCCCGAGCUCGAACCACCCCACCCCACCCCACCGCAGGAUAUGAGAAUACUAUGAUCCCCGUCCCUCCGCUACUCCCCAGUCCCCACUACCUUUGCCGUCACAUGCGCACAAGAAAGAACCACCCGCGCCGCCCCUGAGGCCUGCCUGACCCCUCCUCUUCCCUCCUCUCCUCCAGCGCCCAGCCAAGCCGUCGCCGCGCCGCUUCCAUGACCCUCGUUCGCGGCAUCGUCCGUGGCAGCGCCUUCUUGUGCUUGACAACCCGCUGAGCUGCUGCGUGGCCGCACUCGCGCAUUGCGCCGAGACCAGCGAGGGGGUCCGUGCGAUGGCCGCCGCGAGGAGGCUCUCGGAGCUGCUGCAGGAGCAGCAGGAACCGUUCCUCGUCGAGGCCGCCAGGGGAAGGCGGCCCCGGCGCGGCCGUGGCUCGAGCGCGAGCGGGGCAGCAGCAGCAGCAGCAGCAGCAGCAGGAGGAGGAGGAACAGGCUGCUGCCCCGCCGUCGCGUGCCGGCGGCUGCUCAGGCUCUGCAACCACGGGAUCAAGAAGAGGAGCUCGCCGGGCGGCGUCGCGAGCGGCCUCAGGUCGGCGCUGAGCAAGGUGCUGGGCAGCAGGGCCAUGCGCCGUGUGCUGCGCUGGGACGACCUCGGCGGCGGCGCCGGCUGCUUCUCCGGCGCCAGCGCCUGCGGCUCCCGCGAGUUCCGCCGCCUGCGCCGCCGCUCCCUCGGGGACAGCGGCGAGUGCGACCCUCGCGCCAUGGUGUUUCCUGGGGACGAUGGGGAGGAAGAGGAGCGGAUGGGGUGGAAGGCCGACAUGGACGUCGACUCGUCGCGCCAGCUCAGCCCGGUCUCCGUUCUCGACCUGCACUCCGACGACGACGACGAGUCGCCGGUGCAUUCCCACUGGGGCGACGAGAAGCCAUCGACCUCCGGGAGCUCACCUCCGUCGGAGUCUUUCCUGGGCCCGGCCUCGCCAUGCUUCAGCUACAAUCUCCACGACAAGUUCUGCGAGAUGGAGGUGGACGACGAAGCCGAUGAGGAGACGACGGUCCGGAACGGCAGCAGGUCCAUAGAGGAGCAGAUCUCGUCGUGGGAGAAGAUCGCGGGGGACAUCUCGAGGAUCCCGGCGAUGAUGGAGCUGGACCUGUCGCGGUCCGCGCGGCAAUGGCGGGAGCCGAGGCCGGAGGUCAGGGAGAUCGGCGCCAGGAUAGAGACACUCAUCUUCGACGACAUCAGGAGGGAGGCCGUGUGCGACAUGCUCGCCUCGCAUUGUCGAUUGGCAGCAGGAGCAGCAGCAACAUCUUGUUGCUCGGGGUAGGAGGAGGAGGGGUGUUCUUGGUUAGAAGUAAGAAAAAAAAAAGAGAGUACGUAAAAACAGUAGAGUGAGGAUGUGUACAAUCUGUGAGGCUUGCUUGCUUGAUGUGGAAUUCUUUUUGCCCAAACUCCAAAGCCUUGGACUCUUGGUCGCUUUCCUGCAUCGGGUUCCAUCCUGUUUAUAUGUUAAUAAUUGCAAAUAUGAUAUUGGUGGCAAAA
Molecule: messenger RNA, 1562 nt
Organism: Sorghum bicolor (sorghum)
Lineage: Eukaryota; Viridiplantae; Streptophyta; Magnoliopsida; Poales; Poaceae
Exons: 2
Coding region: 361-1347 (328 amino acids)
Source: RefSeq, a predicted model, not a curated record